AUGGCUGUUGCUGCUGGGAGCACCAUCCAGGAUCUCUGCAAGGAAUCCACUUGCUCCAUUUGCCUGGACUUUUUCAAGGAUCCUUUGAUGAUUACAGAGUGUGGGCACAAUUUCUGUCGGGCCUGCCUGAGCCAGUGCAGUGGGGAAUCGGACACGGAGGCCUCCUGCCCCCAGUGCAGGAGGACCUUCCAGAAGAGGAACCUCCGGCCCAAUCGGCAGCUGGCCAAUAUUGUGGAAAUCGCCAGAGUAUUAUCAGGCCAGUGGGGCAGAGGGGCCGAAGGGAAGGGAAGGGCCUGCGAGAAGCACCAGGAGCCCCUCAAACUCUUCUGCAGGGACCACGAAGCCCCCAUCUGCCUGGUGUGCAACAGAGCCAAGGAGCACAAAGGUCACCACAUGGUUCCCCUGGAGGAGGCAUCCCAGGAGUACCAGGAUCUGCUCCAUCAUCGUCUGGAGAGUCUGAGGGAAGAGAGAGAAAGGAUUCUGGCAUAUAAAGCAGAGGCAGAGAGGGAGAAGCAAGAGAUACUUGCCCAAAUUAAAACAGAGAGGAAAGAGACAGUGGCUCAGUUCUGGCAAAUGCAUCAGUUCCUCAGAGAAAAAGAGAGGCAUUUCCUGGCCCAGCUGGACAAGCUAGAGAAGGAGAUUUCCAGGAAAGGGGGCAAACACCUGGCCAGACUCUCCAGGGAACUCUCCUCCCUUGAAGGCAUCAUCCAGGGGAUGGAGAAGAGUUGGCAGCUGGCCAGUGAACUCCUGCAGGAUGUGAGAAUCAUCUUGCAGAGGAGUGAGAAGGUGCCCUUUGAGAACCCAGGUGCUUUCACAGAGGAGCUGAAGUCAAGGAUCAGGGACUUCCAUGACAGGAAUUCUUUUCUGAAAGACCUCAAGUGGCAAUGGGGAGGUGGCCACCUCCCUGAACUGCUGCUAAAGAAAGGUAAAUCUCCAGAGAGGGCCAUAUUCACAGGAGGGAUGUGGCCUGGCCAGGGCGACCUCCACACAGCAAAUGUGAUUCUGGAUCCAGACACAGCGAAUCCCUCGCUCAUCUUGUCUGAGAAUCGUAAAAGUGUGAGGACGGGAGGCAACAUUCAAAAUGUGCCUGACAAUCCGGAGAGAUUCAGUUUCCAUCCUAUUGUGCUUGGAUGUGAGGGCUUCUCAUCAAGAAGCCAUUCCUGGAAAGUCAGUGUGGGAAGAAGGGGAAGGUGGGGUGUGGGCGUUGCCAGACAGUCUGUGAAAAGAAAGUGUGCGGUUCAUUUUGCUCCUGAGGGCGGGUUCUGGGUUUUGAGGUAUUCCCAAGGUAAAUACAAGGCUUGUGAUUGUGCUUAUUAUGAUCUGUUCCUGAGUGGGGAGCUGAAGAAGAUCUGGGUGUCCCUGAACUUUGAUGAGGAGCAUGUGGCCUUUUAUGAUGCUGACCAAAGGACCCUCCUCUGUGUCUUCUCUGGGGUCUCAUCUGUUAGAGAGACCCUUUCCCCCUUCUUUUAUGUUGAUAAUGAUGCCGUCCUCACAAUCGGAUCCUAA
Varanus komodoensis (Komodo dragon) is the source of this 1506-nucleotide messenger RNA. RefSeq names its product zinc finger protein RFP-like. Gene Ontology annotation, molecular function: zinc ion binding; protein binding. Bases 1 to 1506 code for a protein of 501 amino acids. The transcript is spliced from 7 exons. The record is from RefSeq and is a predicted model, not a curated record. NCBI's taxonomy places the organism in Eukaryota, Metazoa, Chordata, Lepidosauria, Squamata, Varanidae.